Molecule: messenger RNA, 1053 nt
Organism: Fusarium pseudograminearum CS3096
Lineage: Eukaryota; Fungi; Ascomycota; Sordariomycetes; Hypocreales; Nectriaceae
Exons: 6
Coding region: 1-1053 (350 amino acids)
Molecular function (GO): methyltransferase activity
Source: RefSeq, a predicted model, not a curated record
AUGCCGGCCUCAUCACCUCCCAGCCUCAACCACUUUCAAUUCACUUUCAACUGUUCAGCUUCUAAUUCUGGAGGGAACAGUUUUAUCGAGCCAGACCCAGACGCACAGAACAUAGACUCAGAGUCUUUGACAGACAGCGUACAGAAUUUCCCUGAAGAAUUCGGUCGUACUUAUCACGCCUACCGGGCUGGUUCAUACGCAUUUCCCAACGAUGAACUAGAACGCGAACGUCUAGAAUUACAAAAUGAGGCCCUGGUAAAGCUGUUCGGUGGACGCCUUUUCUUCGCGCCGCUGUCGGAAAGAACCCCGCCUGUGAGCAUACUGGAUAUAGCGACUGGAACCGGCGACUGGGCCAUCAAGAUGGGAGACUUAUUUCCGCAUGCAGAAGUUAUUGCCACCGAUCUUUCGCCAAUACAGCCUCGGAACGUACCACCCAAUGUCAACUUUUUCGUUGAAGAUUCCUCCGAGCCCUGGGACUACUCGCAGCCUUUCGACUACAUACACACGCGAGUUACCUCUGGGUGCUGGUCUAACUUUAAGGAGCAGAUUGCGGACCAGGCCUUCGAAACUCUGAGGCCAGGAGGCUGGUUCGAGUCUCAAGAGUAUGAUGCUAAUGUUAUGUGUGAUGACGAAACUCUCCCCCUAAACGGCCAUCUUGCGACAUGGUUUCGAGAAAUCAACGAAGCUUCAGUAUUGAUGGGCCGGCCGACAAACGUUGCUGCGACUGUUCGUGAUGCAUAUGUCGAGGCGGGUUUCAUUGACGUUCAAGUGCGCAUUUUCAAAAUGCCCAUGAACGGCUGGCCCAAGGAUGAGCGUUUAAAAGAGCUCGGUCGUAUGUGGGAAAGAAACUUCCUAAUGGGACUCAGUGGUUUUUCUUUUGCCCUUUUCAACCGUGCCUAUGAGAGGACACCGGCGCAGAUCGAGGUUUCGCUGGUUGAUGUCAGGCGAGAACUCAUUGACACACGAAUCCACGCCUACAUACCAAUACACGUUGUAAUCGGACGAAAGCCAUUCCCUGGGGAGAUAUACGCCCCAAGAACGCCAUUUGCAUGA